UGUCGCUUCUCUGUGGUAGGUGUUCUCGGGUCCUGUUCUCUUCACAAUUCUGUCACAGCAUUGAUGAGCGUUGUGAUUCUGUACUUUGUAUGGAAUAUUUAGUGGUAUUUGUUAGCAAAGUGUAGGGAUAGAGAUAAAUUAAACUUAUUUGGAUUCAAUUAACACAACAGAAAAAUGAGUAGGUUUUUUGCUGGAUCCGACUCUGAUUCGGAUAGUUCUUCAGAAGAGGAGCAAAUUCAGCGCCCCCAAGUUCCAGUCUACACUUUCAGUGAUGACGAAGAGGAAGAAAAGAGGGUUGUGCGGUCUGCUAAGGAAAAGCGCUAUGAAGAACUUACAAACAUUAUCAAACAAAUUCGUAAUUUCAAAAAAAUCAAGGAUAUGACUAGCAUGCUAAAUAGUUUCGAACUUUUACAAAAGGCCUAUACGAAGGCCACUCCAGUAAUAACAAAGGAUGAUAACGGACAAAUUCCACGUUUCUUCAUCAGAUGCUUGACGGAAAUGGAAGAUUUCAUCAAUGAUAUGUGGGAAGAUAAAGAGGGGCGCAAAAAUAUGAACAAGAAUAACAGUAAGUCACUGGGUUCAAUGAGACAAAAACUUAGAAAGUACUUGAAAGAAUUCGAAAAAGACAUAUCGAAGUUCAAAGAAAACCCAAAACAGACUGAUGAUGAAGAAGAGGAGGAAAAACAAGAGGCUGCUCAAGACUCAGAUAAUGAAGCUCCGCCAAAAAAUCAAUUCCUUAAAGCCCCUACAAAGCAAAUUGUUGAUGAUAAGGAUGAAUCUUCUGAUUCUGAUGAUUGGCCAUCGGACUCUGAUUCUAGUUCAGACUCAUCUGAUGAUGAUGAAAGCAAAUAUACAAGUAUGAGAGAACGCUUUUUGAAAAAAACUGGGCCUGCUCAUGAAGAUGAUGAAGAUAGAGAGAGAAGGAAAGAAGAAAAGAGGAAAGAUCGUAAGGAUAAAGAUAGAAGGAAGAUGAAAAGAGAUGAAGAAGAAGAUGGAGAGGGAGAAUGGGAAACCGUUCAGCGUGGAGUUGCCAUCCCAAGUGAGAAGCCUAAAAUGUUUGCCAAGGAUGCUGAAAUAGAUUUGAACCUUGUUAUUAAAAAAUUGAAUGAAAUUAUGGCAGCAAGAGGAAAGAAAAGAACAGACAGACGUGAACAAAUUGAGUUGCUUCAUGAACUCCAAAAUGUCUCCGAUCAGCACCAACUGGGACCUGCGAUUUUUGUGAAGAUCAAACUUGCCAUUAUCUCGGCUAUCUUUGAUUACAAUCCCAAAGUUUCUGAUGCAAUGAAACCUGAAUAUUGGCUGAAAUUGUUGGAAAGAAUGAACGAAAUGUUGAUUCUCCUCUUGGCUAAUCCUAAUUUGGUUGUGUCUGAUUCCAUCACUGAGGAAAUGGAGAACUUGGAACAGCCUCCCUAUCAUAUAAGAGGUUGUAUCCUGACCUCUGUGGAAAGACUUGAUGAUGAAUUUACUAAGCUUUUGAAAGAAUGUGAUCCCCACAGUAAUGAAUAUGUUGAGAGGCUCAAGGAUGAAGUCAAAGUAUCUAGCAUUAUUGACAAAACAAUGAAAUAUCUGGAAAUAACUAAUGUUCCAACAGAACUCUGCAGAAUUUACUUGCGUAAAAUUGAUCAUUUAUAUUACAAGCUUGAUAAAAAAGUUUUGAAGCAAAAAGCAGGUGACUUAUCAGUUUCAAAAGAUGAAAUGACUUCUGUUCAAGAAAUGGAAAAGCUUUGCAAAUAUGUUUAUGCAAAAGAUGCCACUGACCGUCUUCGAACAAGAGCCAUACUUUCGCACAUUUAUCAUCAUGCUUUGCACGAUAAUUGGUUCCAAGCCAGAGAUUUGGUUUUGAUGUCUCACUUACAAGAAACCAUUCAACAUUCUGAUCCUAGCACACAAAUUUUAUAUAAUCGGACUAUGGCUCACCUUGGACUUUGUGCAUUCCGCCAUGCCAAUAUAAAGGAUGCUCACAAUUGUUUGGUUGAUUUGAUGAUGACUGGUAAACCUAAAGAACUCUUGGCACAAGGUCUGUUACCUCAGAGGCAACAUGAACGAAGCAAGGAACAAGAAAAAAUCGAAAAACAACGCCAGAUGCCAUUCCAUAUGCACAUCAACCUUGAGUUACUGGAAUGUGUUUACCUCGUGUCUGCUAUGCUUAUUGAAAUUCCAUAUAUGGCUGCUCACGAAUUCGAUGCAAGACGUAGAAUGAUUUCUAAGACAUUUUAUCAACAACUGCGUAGUUCCGAGAGACAGAGUCUUGUGGGACCUCCAGAGAGCAUGCGAGAACAUGUAGUGGCUGCUGCAAAAGCCAUGAGAAAUGGUAAUUGGUCAGCUUGUAAUACGUACAUUAUUAAUGAAAAAAUGAGCGCCAAGGUUUGGGAUCUUUUUUAUCAAGCAGACCAAGUGAGGGCUAUGUUAACAAAGUUGAUAAAGGAAGAAUCUUUGAGAACCUAUCUGUUCACUUAUUCUCAUGUAUACGAUUCUAUAUCUAUGAUGACGCUAGCUGAAAUGUUUGAGUUGGAAAAACCAGUUGUACAUUCCACCAUUUCCAAAAUGAUAAUAAAUGAAGAACUGAUGGCAUCAUUGGAUGAUCCAACCCAAACUGUUGUCAUGCACCGAAGUGAACCAUCCCGUUUGCAGUCUUUGGCAUUACAGUUGGCUGACAAAAUCAAUAAUUUUGUUGAUUCCAAUGAAAGAAUUUUGGAAACGAAACAAGGAAACUUCUUCUUGAGAGGAGCUAACCAGGGCAACUUCAGAGGAGAAAGGCAAAAUUACAGAGGUGGAAAUAAUCAGAAUUGGGAUAGACAGAGGCGUGACAGAGAUAGAAACCGUGAUUGAAUAAUAUUUGCUAUUUGUUGAUAGAAGUUAUUUAUCAAGUUUCAGAAGUCACCAAUAAAUGUUUCAUUU
Leptinotarsa decemlineata (Colorado potato beetle) is the source of this 2898-nucleotide messenger RNA. It is a transcript of the gene eIF3c, whose product is annotated as eukaryotic translation initiation factor 3 subunit c. The record is from RefSeq and is a predicted model, not a curated record. Gene Ontology annotation, cellular component: eukaryotic translation initiation factor 3 complex. Gene Ontology annotation, biological process: translational initiation. NCBI's taxonomy places the organism in Eukaryota, Metazoa, Arthropoda, Insecta, Coleoptera, Chrysomelidae. Gene Ontology annotation, molecular function: translation initiation factor activity; RNA binding; translation initiation factor binding.